AUGUCUUACCCAGGGUAUCAGCCUUAUGGCCAACCCCCUCCUCCACCCCAGCAGCCGCCAUACGGCGCGCCGCCGGCCCAGGGUCAGUACUACUGGCAGCCUUCUCAAGGUUAUGGACAGCCGCCGCCGCCGCCCACUCCGCCAUACGGUGCGCCGGCGUACGGCGCUCCGUCUCCGCAGCCAUAUGGGGCUCCGCCGCCGCAACCCUACGGCGCCGCGGCACCUCCGCCCGGCCAGUAUUACCCCCCUCCCCAACAAGGGGCCUAUGGCGCGCCGCCGCCUCCCCCGCAAGCAUAUGGCGCACCGCAAGCAUAUGGGCAGCCCCCCCCUCAGCAGCCCUACGGACAGCAACCGUACGGGCAGCCCCCCCCUCAGCAGUACCCGCCAUACGGCCAGCAUUACCCUCCAACCGCACCAUCGCUCGGGUACGGUCCGCCGCAAAUCAUUGCAUAUAAUGGCGACGCGGACGCGCACGCCUUGAGAUCGGCCAUGAAGGGCUUCGGCACAGACGAGAAGGCCUUGAUACGUAUUUUGGCGAACAAAGAUCCCUUGCAAGUUGUGACAAUCAGGGAUGCGUACACGCGCCUCCAUCGGCGCGACCUGGUGCAGGACAUCAAGAGCGAGACAAGCGGCUGGUUUGAGACCGGGCUCGUCGCGCUCGCCCGCGGGCCCCUCCUAAACGAUGUCCACCUGCUUCGCGAAGCCAUGUCCGGCGUCGGGACGAAAGAGAAGGCGCUGAACGAUGUUCUUCUUGGACGCUCGAACGCUGACAUGAACGCCAUCAAGAGCGAGUACCUGCGCGUCUUCCGUCGCCGGCUCGAGGAUGACGUGCGGGGCGACUUGAGCAUGAAGACAGAGAGGCACUUUAUGAUCGUGCUGGGUGCCCAGCGUGCUGAGGAUUCGGCUCCCAUCGUGAAGGCCGAGAUCGACCGUGAUGUCAACGAGUUGUACAACGCUACCGAGGGCAAGAUCGGCACUGAUGAGAUGAAGGUGUGCAGCAUUCUGAGCACAAGGAACGACAACCAGCUUCGCGCCAUCGCCUACGAGUAUCAGCAGAAGUUUGCCCGAAACCUGGAGGAUGUCAUUCGCAAGGUAACUGACAAAGACGACCGACAGGAGUUCUCGGGUCACAUGGAGGACGCGCUCCUCUUCCAGCUUCGCAACGCUGUCGACAAGUACAUGCAUCAAGCAACCCUGCUCGAGGAUGCGAUGGCUGGUGCCGGGACCAAGGACUACCUCCUGGUCAGCCGCGUCGUCCGCUUCCACUGGGACCGCAGCCACAUGGCUAACGUCCGCGGAGCGUACGAGAGACGGUAUCACCGCAAUUUGGCAAGCAGGAUCAAGGGAGAAACCAGCGGAGACUACGAACGGUUGAUGUUGGCGUGCAUUGGGGAGCGAGUGUAG
Molecule: messenger RNA, 1404 nt
Organism: Chaetomium strumarium
Lineage: Eukaryota; Fungi; Ascomycota; Sordariomycetes; Sordariales; Chaetomiaceae
Product: annexin-like protein
Exons: 4
Coding region: 1-1404 (467 amino acids)
Cellular component (GO): cytoplasm
Molecular function (GO): calcium-dependent phospholipid binding; calcium ion binding
Source: RefSeq, a predicted model, not a curated record